GGGGGGAGGGGUUGUUUGACAGGAGUGCGCAGGCACGCCCAGCUCCACUCAGACAGAGUUGGGAGUUUGGAAGGAGCGUCUCGAGCGGCGGCGUCGUCGCGUGCCACACGCCCCCUUUCCCUGAGAGGAAGAAGGUAUCAUGGCGUCUCCUUCGAUGGAAGUUCCCUCAGAGCCCGGCGUCCCGUCGGAGCAGGAGCGGCUCCUUCGACGAGGAGAGCGCCUGGCGCUAGGCCACCACCUGAAAGAAGCGCUGGAGGCCUACUCGGCGGCGCUGCGCCUGGGCCCGCCGCCUAUGCCGAGUUGCCGCCGCCGCCUCAGCACUUUGGUGGACUGUUUGGUGCUCCAUUACCGUCUCCGGCAGAAGGAGGAGGAGGAGGAGGGAGAGGAGCAGGCCGCGGAAGCAAAAGGAACAGCCUCGCCGCCUGAAGAGAAGCGGAAAGAGGAGGAGGAAGAAGAAGAAGAAGGGCUUUUCCGCUGCUCAGGCUGCCGCGGCUUCUUAAGCGAGCCCGUGACGGCUCCCUGCGGGCACAGCUCCUGCCGCCGCUGCCUGAGCGAGGAGCUCCGCGCCCGGUGCCGCCGCUGCGGGGAGCCCCUGGGGUUGCUUCCCGCCUCCGUCACCGUGGCCCUCCGCCACCUGGGCGAGAAGUGGUUCCCGGCCGAGUGCGAGAGGGCGCGGGCCUGGCGGCGCCUCGGGCAGCUCCUGGCACAAGGGCGGCCCCGGGAAGCCCUGCACGCCGCCAGCCGCGGCCUCGCCGAAGAUCCUAGUGAUUUGAUGUUACAAGUUUAUAGAGCUGAAUCCUAUGUGGGUCUCCAAGAUAAUAAAUCUGCCCUAGAUGACCUGAAUGCUGUUACUGCUAAAAUGCCAAAAUGGCCAGAGGCCUGUUACAGAAGAGCGAAAGUACUCCAUAAUGCUGGCUCAAUAGAUGAUGCCUUACAGAUGUUUCUUCACUGCUUAGCACUUGAUGAAGGAUUUCUUCCAGCAAAGCUAGAAGUGGAGAAGAUGCUGUAUGACUUACUAUCACCAGAAAAUGUGCAAAAGAGUCUGAAGGAAUCUACUUUGAAUUCCUCACACGUUCGAGGUAAACAAUUCAUACGUGAUUCUGAAUCUGAAACUGAAGAGUCUUAUGAUAAUUUACAGCACACUUCAAUGACAGAUUUAGAAGUUACACCAGAAUCUGUUGGAGGAAGUUUGCAUCGUACACAAUCUGCCCAUUCCCUUAACUCAGCUGAAAAAAUGGCCAAAGAUGAUGGAUUAAAAAGGGUUUCUUCAGAGCCUCUGCUUUCUUGCCAAGAGAAAGGUGUUUUAUUAAAAAGGAAGUUGUCUCUCUCAGAGCAAGACUUCACUGUUUGUGAAGAUGGCAGGAAUAAACAUAAAAAACAAGGAGAAAAUACGAAAAGGGAUGCUGCCUUUUCAUUCAUCUAUGAAGCAAUCCCAGAGGAAUUGAUUGAUGUGUCAGACUUUGAGUGUUCACUGUGUAUGAGACUCUUCCUUCAUCCUGUGACAACACCAUGUGGCCAUACUUUCUGUAGGAAUUGUUUAGAACGUUGCUUAGACUAUGCUCCUCAGUGCCCUCUUUGUAAAGAAAGCUUAAAAGAGUAUCUGGCAAGUAGAAUAUAUAGCACCACACAGUUGUUGGAAGAACUAAUAAUGAAGUAUAUGCCUGCUGAACUAGCAGAUAGAAAAAGAAUUCAUGAUGAAGAAAUAUCUGAACAUGCAAGUUUAACCAAGAAUGUUCCAAUAUUUGUUUGUACUAUGGCCUACCCUACUGUGCCUUGCCCCCUCCAUGUGUUUGAACCAAGAUACCGUCUGAUGAUUCGAAGAAGUAUAGAAACAGAGACAAAACAAUUUGGGAUGUGUAUCAGCGACCCUCAAAAUGGCUUUGCAGGUUAUGGCUGCAUGCUGUACAUUAGAAAUCUUGAUUAUUUGCCAGAUGGGCGAUCUGUUGUAGAUACAGUUGGAUUAAAGAGAUUUAGAGUACUUCGAAGAGGGAUGAAGGAUGGCUACCAUACUGCAGACAUUGAGUAUUUGGAAGAUAUAAAGGUUGAAAAUGACCGUGAGAUGAAGAAACUUGGAGAGCUUCAUGAUUUUGUAUAUAGUCAAGCUUGCAACUGGUUCCAAAGUUUAAGAAACAAAUUUCGUAGUCAAAUACUUCAGCACUUUGGUCCAAUGCCUGAGAGAGAAGAAAACAUACAGGAGACGGCUAAUGGACCUGCUUGGUGUUGGUGGCUUCUGGCUGUCCUUCCUGUAGACCCUAGAUACCAGCUGACAGUUCUCUCUAUGAAAUCUUUGAAAGAACGUCUGUUAAAAAUUCAAGACAUACUGACAUACUUUUCUAGAGAUCAGUCCAAAUGACUAAUAGCCUGGAUAUUACUAAAACUUUGCCCUUUUCUAUCUGUAACUGCAGUUGGGGGUUUUGCAGCAUUUGCACUUUUAGCGCUGGUUUGAGAACUUAUCAGAACUGCUUUUCCUGUUUUCCUGAAUCAGUAGUUCAUCACAUGGAUACCUUCAGUGUGAAGGAUACCACUAAAUUUGCACACAGAAAAACAAUCCAGCAACAAAAUUUGUGGAAAUUUCUACCUUAUUUGCACUAUGUACAAGUGAGAAUGUAUAAUCCUAAGAGCUCAGUAUUUCCACAUUACAACUUCAAAAUGGUGGAAAAUAUAGGAUCUAAACUAUCAGUCCGGGUUUACAAUUUUAAAGAUACACAUUCUAAAUCUUGCAAAUCAGAACUUGCCUCAGAUACAACCCUGUUGCUAUUUGCACAAUUGUUCUAAAAUGUAGUAUUGGAUGUUGCUCUAGCAACCUUCUGUUUUGUGGGUGUCUUAUCUUAAAUAAUGGCACAAGAUAUUUUCUUGCAUACGUCAUAAUAAAAACGAUUGUAUGAAUUUAGAGCCAUGUUAAAGAACAACAAAGAAGAGUGUUCAAAAGCUGUUAAAACUGUGAACAUGUUGCCUAUAGCUGUGCAUUGAGAGACUGGUUUUGGAUCCAUGACAGCAGAGUACAGAAAGUAGUCUCUCCAGUACACAAUAAGAUAACCAAAAGAAAAAUAAAGCUGAAUGUACUAAAAGUUGAACACACCAGUGAUUGCUAAGCAUUUGUGUAUAUGCCUAGACACAAACUUGUGAAUUUGAAAAUGCAGCUGUGUACUAUUUCUUACAGCUCUAUAAAUCAGCUGUGGCUCACUCACCAUACCCUUCCAAAACACAGGUGUGAGAGUUUGAGAACUACUGAACAUUAGUACAAAAGUCCUACUAGUCAUUGAAGAGUCUGAAAGUGUUUGGUGCAUAUAGGACUUCCAUGCCUUAUUCAUAUCAAUAUUACACUGCAAUGCAAAGGUUAGCACUCUGCUUGCCAAUAGUUACUUUUCUGGUUUUCCAUUUGUGAAUGUCUAUCUUGUAUGUGAAUCUUUUUGUAACAUAUUUCUUUACAAAUCUUGCUUUUGCUAAUAUUUAAUUUUCAAUAAACCUAAAGCUUAUAUAUUUUUAAA
This is a messenger RNA of Anolis sagrei ordinatus, 3488 nucleotides long. RefSeq names its product LON peptidase N-terminal domain and ring finger 1 (gene LONRF1). The record is from RefSeq and is a predicted model, not a curated record. Lineage: Eukaryota; Metazoa; Chordata; Lepidosauria; Squamata; Anolidae. Gene Ontology annotation, molecular function: metal ion binding; ubiquitin protein ligase activity; protein binding.